UUGGUAGAACUUAUCUACAAAAGCUGAAAGCUCUCCAAACGGGCGUCCUUUUCUGCAAAGUGGCGACAAUUUAACUUCCCCGAGCGGAGCAGGGUAUUUUAUGUCUAACAGGCGGUGAGGCCACCGUCCAUCUUCCCCAGUUUUCACUGCAGUUAGGAUCUUUGAGUCCAAAGGAAUCCAUGGCAAUGACCCUUGCGAAUUCUUUAAACCCCCAAACCCUCAACGCUUUCAAGCCUUAUCUUGUUGAAUCCCUUCCUCUAUUCUCCACUCAAAAGCCUCAAUUUCCCAAGGCCUCGCCUCGCAGCACAAGGCUCAAAACCUCAAAGGCUACUUCUUUAGUUCCUAUAAGCAGAGCUCAGACUUCUCCAGAUUAUUCGUCGGAUGUGAAGUUUUGUAAGGUUGAAGCCAUUAUAAGGCCAUGGAGAGUGCCGCAUGUUUCAUCGGGGCUGUUGAAAAUGGGAAUUCGAGGGGUGACGGUUUCUGAUGUUAAAGGAUUUGGGGCUCAAGGAGGGUCAACAGAGAGGCAUGGUGGAUCAGAGUUUUCAGAAGACAAAUUUGUAACUAAAGUUAAGAUGGAGAUAGUGGUGUCCAAGGACCAGGUUGAUGCAGUAAUUGAUAAAAUUAUUGAAGAAGCGAGAACUGGAGAAAUUGGUGAUGGCAAGAUAUUUGUUAUACCUGUUUCAGACAUAAUAAGAGUUCGUACAGGGGAGCGUGGGGACAAGGCUGAGAGGAUGACGGGAGGUCGUGCAGAUAUGAUCUCUUCUGCAUCAUCUAAUUAGAACAUAAUUUUUUUUUAAUGAAGAUCAACCCCUUUUAAGAACUUUAAACAUCAGAUGUAGCAACUUUUAUGUUAUUCAAUAAAGGGAGGAAAUAAAGUUCCUAUUCAAAGAUAGACACGUUUCAAAAUUCUGUUCCUCAGGACAAGUGUACCGAACUACCCAUCUAGCCGGGAAAUGGGAACUGCUUUUGACUACUGACGAGUUUAGACUUUAAA
This is a messenger RNA of Asparagus officinalis (garden asparagus), 994 nucleotides long. Its product is annotated as nitrogen regulatory protein P-II homolog. The transcript is spliced from 8 exons. Gene Ontology annotation, biological process: regulation of nitrogen utilization. The record is from RefSeq and is a predicted model, not a curated record. NCBI's taxonomy places the organism in Eukaryota, Viridiplantae, Streptophyta, Magnoliopsida, Asparagales, Asparagaceae. Gene Ontology annotation, cellular component: cytosol; chloroplast thylakoid. Bases 180 to 779 code for a protein of 199 amino acids. Gene Ontology annotation, molecular function: enzyme regulator activity; ATP binding.